Molecule: messenger RNA, 1134 nt
Organism: Vollenhovia emeryi
Lineage: Eukaryota; Metazoa; Arthropoda; Insecta; Hymenoptera; Formicidae
Exons: 5
Coding region: 1-1134 (377 amino acids)
Biological process (GO): regulation of transcription by RNA polymerase II
Cellular component (GO): transcription regulator complex; nucleus
Source: RefSeq, a predicted model, not a curated record
AUGAUCGACAAUGAAAUGAAUGACAAUGAUACAAUUAAAUCAACCGACGAAUUACUUAUCGAUUGCGUGAGAAGUUAUCCUCAUCUGUAUGAUCAUCAAGAUAGAAAUUUCAAGGAUCGUCUAAUGAAAGAGAAUUCGUGGAAGGAAAUCGCGUCAGUAAUAAAAAUGUUAGUUUCAGAGUGUCAAACACAAUGGGUUAAACUACGUGAAAAAUUUGCCAGAGAAAAACGACAAAAGGAAUUAGAAACAAGAAGUGGUAGUGAAGCCAGUCGUCGAAAUACAUUCUUCUUGUAUGAAAAUAUGCUUUUUUUAGAAAAACACGUUAAAAGGAGGCGAUCGUAUACUAACGUGUCGAAGCGUCCCAAGUUAGUAUUUGAUACCGACAGGAAUUCAAUCAUUAAAUCAGAGUCGUUCAUAUCUGUUUUAAAUGAAAAUAGCGAGCUAUCACCAAUGUCGACUACUUUAUUUGAUGAGGAUAACGUUUCUUUAACGACUCCAAAUGUAAUUACAUAUGAAAAGAUUCCUUCACGUUCGCCAGCUUCUCAAUUGUCUUCGCCUGUGCAAACUAUGCAAAAGUCUGUUUUGGAAUGGGAAGUUUCCAAUCACUCGAUAGGAUCAACACCCUCUCCAGCACCUCCACAAACACCUCUACAAAGUGGAUCACGAUCAACACCAUCUCCAGCACCUCCACAAAGUGGAUCACGAUCAACACUAUCUCCAGCACCUCUACAAAGUGGAUCACGAUCAAUACCAUCUCCGGCACUUGCACAACGAGAAUGUACGUUAAACAUCAAGAAAACCAAAGACUUGAAGAAGAUGGAAGAAUCUUUUUUUAAUUUGACUCAGGUUAUGCAGCAACGUUUCAUGGAUCCACGUAAUUCAAGAUCUACAAGCACUGCUGAUCAUUCAUUUGCGUCAUUAAUAGUUGCAGAGUUAGAAGCCUUACCAGAAGCUGAAAAAAGAACUUCUCAAUCGUCUUCGCCUAUGCAAACUAUGCGAAAGUCUGUUUUGGAAUGGGAAGUUUCCAAUCAUUCGAUAGACUCAACACCCUCUCCAGCACCUCUACAAAGUGAAUUACGAUCAACACCCCCUCCAGCACCUCUACAAAGCACCUCUAAAUAUCUAUUCCAUUAA